UCUCACCCGGCGGCGCAACGCGGAAGUGCGAUGGCGGCGGCAGCCGAGGCAGCAGCGGGAGGCGGCCCGGGGUCCCAGCCUGCUGCCCAGCGGAGGCUGCGCAUCCUCUCUGGCCACCUGCAGGGCUCGCCGGCGAGCCGGGCGCCCGAGGCUGAGCGGUUCCUCUCCCCGAGCCAGUGCAGGGCGGGGGGCGCAGCUGAGCGGCCGGUCGCGUCCACCAUCCCUAAGAAACGGCAAGAAAUUCUGAAGUGGAAUGGAUGGGGAUAUAAUGACUCCAAAUUUAUAUUUAAUAAGAAGGGACAAGCAGAAUUCACAGGGAAAAGGUAUAGGUUGAGUGGUAUGGUGUUACCUGUUUUGAAGGAAUGGAUGGAAAAAACCUUAGGAGCAAGUUUGGAGCACAAAAUUACCUCUAGAGCUUUCUUAAAUACUAGUGAUGUACCCCCAUCUAUUGUAAAUGAAGAAUUUCUUCAGGAUCUUAGAGCCACUAAAAUUUCAUAUUCACAGGAAGCAGAAGAUAGGGUGUUCAGAGCUCAUGGUCACUGCCUACACGAGAUGUUUGUGCUAAGGGAAGGAAUGUUUAAACGAAUUCCUGAUAUAGUUAUAUGGCCAGGUUGCCAUGAUGACGUAGUUAAAAUUGUGGAACUAGCCUGCAAACAUAAUCUUUGCAUAAUACCAUUUGGUGGAGGAACAAGUGUUUCUAGUGCUCUUGAAUGUCCUGCAGAUGAGAGAAGAACUAUUGUUUCAUUGGAUACAUCACAAAUGAAUCAAAUUCUCUGGAUAGAUGAGAAAAACUUAACUGCUCAUAUAGAGGCUGGCAUUAUUGGACAAGAUUUGGAAAGACAGCUUGGUGAGAGUGGUUACUGUACAGGCCAUGAACCAGAUUCUAUGGAAUUCAGCUCCCUUGGAGGAUGGGUGGCCACACGCGCAUCAGGCAUGAAAAAGAACAUCUAUGGAAACAUUGAAGAUUUGGUGGUUCAUAUAAAAAUGGUAACCCCAAGAGGAGUAAUAGAAAAAAGCUGUCAAGUACCUCGCAUGUCAACAGGACCUGACAUCCAUCAUUUCAUUAUGGGAUCUGAAGGAACCCUUGGAGUGGUUACAGAAGUUACAAUAAAAAUUCGACCAAUCCCUGAAUACCAGAAGUAUGGCUCUGUAGUAUUUCCUAACUUUGAACGAGGAGUGGCCUGUUUAAGAGAAAUAGCAAAGCAGAGGUGUGCUCCUGCAUCAAUUCGCCUUGUGGACAAUGCACAAUUUCAGUUUGGGCAUGCUCUUAAACCACAGGUUGCUUCAAUUUUUACAUCAUUUUUGGAUGGGCUGAAAAAAUUCUACAUCACAAAGUUUAAAGGAUUUGAUCCCAACGAACUGUGUGUAGCUACAUUACUCUUUGAGGGUGACAGAGAGAAGGUUCUUCAGCAUGAAAAGCAGGUUUAUGAUAUCGCUGCCAAAUUUGGUGGUCUGGCAGCUGGAGAAGAUAAUGGACAGAGAGGUUACAUGCUGACAUUUGUCAUCGCUUACCUUCGGGACCUGGGCCUGGAUUACUAUGUAAUAGGAGAAUCAUUUGAGACUUCUGUUCCCUGGGAUAGGGUUAUAGACCUCUGCAGGAAUGUAAAGGAAAGAAUAGUGAGAGAAUGCAAAGAAAAAGGUGUCCAGUUUGCUCCGUUUUCCACCUGCAGGGUGACACAGACUUACGACGCAGGUGCAUGUGUCUAUUUCUAUUUUGCCUUUAACUACAGGGGAAUUAGUGACCCUAUUCAUGUCUAUGAACAAAUUGAGACAGCUGCUAGAGAGGAAAUCCUCGCCAAUGGAGGAAGUCUGUCACAUCACCAUGGAGUGGGCAAGUUGCGGAAGCAGUGGAUGAAGGAGAGUAUCUCUGAUGUUGGCUUGGGGAUGCUUAAGUCUGUCAAAGAAUAUGUGGACCCCAAUAACAUCUUUGGAAACAGGAACCUUUUAUAAAACCCUUACUAUCUGAAAAUUUCAAAAUUACGAUUUUUAGCCUCAUUGUACUGUUAUCCCAGUAAUCAAAUAUAACAUGGACUGAACUUUAAAAGCUAAUAUCUUUCUUAUAUUGGUUUUCCUCCAACAAAAUGUAAAC
Messenger RNA from Terrapene triunguis (Three-toed box turtle), 2089 nucleotides. It is a transcript of the gene AGPS, whose product is annotated as alkylglycerone phosphate synthase. Lineage: Eukaryota; Metazoa; Chordata; Testudines; Emydidae. Gene Ontology annotation, biological process: lipid biosynthetic process. Gene Ontology annotation, molecular function: FAD binding; alkylglycerone-phosphate synthase activity. The transcript is spliced from 20 exons. The coding region runs from base 31 to 1950 and encodes 639 amino acids. The record is from RefSeq and is a predicted model, not a curated record.